This is a messenger RNA of Bactrocera neohumeralis, 12404 nucleotides long. RefSeq names its product intermembrane lipid transfer protein Vps13D (gene Vps13D). Gene Ontology annotation, cellular component: extrinsic component of membrane. Lineage: Eukaryota; Metazoa; Arthropoda; Insecta; Diptera; Tephritidae. The record is from RefSeq and is a predicted model, not a curated record. Gene Ontology annotation, molecular function: protein binding. The coding region runs from base 79 to 12204 and encodes 4041 amino acids. The transcript has 19 exons. Gene Ontology annotation, biological process: mitochondrion organization; protein retention in Golgi apparatus; protein targeting to vacuole.
AUUAUGAAAUCGUGAUUUCUGGUAAACAAAAGGUUUUGCUUACCUGAAUUUCUGAUAACAGUGCGAUAAAUACAAAUUAUGCUGAACGAAUUAAUAUCGUGGGUUUUAAAUACAUAUCUUGGCAAAUAUUUGGAAGAUUUUAAUCCACAGCAGUUGUCAGUGGCGUUGCUUUCAGGCGAAGUCGAAUUAGAGAAUGUUCCAAUCAGAAAAGAUGCACUGCGAUCAUUCGGCAUACCCGUUCAAGCGCACUCGGGUAACAUUGGCAAGAUAAAACUGCAAAUACCAGUGCGUCAGUUUCGCACUGCGCCAUGGUGUAUAAUUAUCGAGCGAAUUUAUGGGGUGUUCGGACCAAAAGACCUUGACGAUUGGGAUGAUGAAAAGGAGAAGAAUGCCGAGUAUGAAUUUAAAGUUGCAGAACUAGAUGCCAAAGAAGCCAAGUGGCGCGUUGAGAAUGGUUAUCAAAUUGAUAGCUACUACUCAAAUUCUUAUACAAGUUGGCUUAAUUAUGGCACCACACUAGCCACGAAUAUUCUUGAGAACUUGGAGCUGAAAAUUAACGAUGUGCACAUACGUUACGAAGACGCCAUAACUGUGAAGGGUAUAUAUUUUGCUGCCGGCAUUAAAAUUAACUCAUUAACUGUUCAAAGCUGUGACAGUAAUUGGCAAGCGCGUUCAAAUGCGACUACAGAUCAAAACAUAUCAUACAAACUUAUCGAACUAAAGGAUUUUUCUAUAUAUUGGGAUCGUCUGACAGAGGCCAAUCAUUGUUCACAAUUACUAUCCAAAGAAUUACUGGAGCACAUGAAUAAGUUGUGCGACGCCAGCAAACACCAUUAUAUAUUGCAACCAAUAAGUGCGCAUGCACAUUUCAAACGGGAGUGCUGCAAGCAAGCCAUUCGCUCAAAAUCCAAGCCGCGUUUAAAUUGCGAAUUUCAGGUGCAGGAAGUAAAAAUCUCUGUCAGUGACCUGCAGUACAAGCAAAUAGUUGACUGUGUUUAUGGCCUACGGCAGAUUAAUCGAACGCGUUCUUACAAAUUGAUGCGUCCAUCUUGCGAAGUUUUCGAAAACGCUACGCUUUGGUGGAAAUAUGCCGCCAAAUGUCAUGGUUGUAUACAUCGCAGUAAUGAAAAUAAAUGGACUAAACUAAGAGAAAACUUGCGUUAUAUGCGUAUUUACAAGCGACUGCUAAUAAAUCCAAAUGAUAAUAUUACCGCCGAAGAGCAAGAUUUCAAAGCGCAUAUGGAAAAGACAAGGGAGUUACAUGAAUUACAUAAUCUACGUACUGUUUGUCGCACAAAUAUUUUUACAAAUGAUGUAAAUUUAAAAGCGAAUUCCAUAAAUCACGGCAAAAGCAUGUUGUUCCAUUGGUUUCCCAACUGGUGGGGUUGGUAUGGCAACGCAGAGAGCAGCGUUGUGACAGCACAAGAUGAGGCAUAUAAAAACAUUGAAGACGAUAUAUUUAACGCGUUAGAAGAUACGAUGGAGAAUGAUCCAUUCUCGAAACGCGAUAUGGUUUUCGGUUAUUUUAGCUUUAUAUUAGUUGACGGGCAAUUAAUUGUUAGUACUGAAGAUGUUGCUUAUGAACGGACGACGGUUAAUUUCGAAAUGGACUUUCAAAAUUUGAUUUCGUUCAUUGAAAUGAAGCCGAAAUUCAGCAGCUAUGUAAUUGGCAUAUCGUUGGGUUCAGUUUGUCUCAAGGAUAAAUUAACGAAAAAUACAGAAUUUCCAUUCUUGGUCAAGCCGCAAUUCGAUGAAAUGCCUACCAAACCAAUACCACCCAGUACCGGUUACCAGUUGGUUGAUUUCAAACGUUUCUUCACCAAAGAACAGCAUGUGGACUCUGCACCAGAGCCGUGGUUUCAAUUGCGCUAUGAAAAAGGACCUCCGGAUAUACAGUCGGAUAUGCGAUUGGUUAUAAAAUCGCGCAGUUUGGAUAUCGUCUAUAAUAAGCAUGCUUUCGAUUGUUUAAAGUCAUUCUUUGUGAAGCCCGUAAACGAAGUGUACUUUAAGUACAAGCUUACUAAAAGCAGUCAAACCCACUUAAAGUUUCUACAAAACUGGCAACAAUAUUUAAUAGGCAAUAAGGAUUUUCGUACAACCUGGUCGCUAGAGAUCGAUAUUUCUGCGCCGCGUAUCAUAUUUGCUGAUAAUAAUUUGGAGAAAAACACCGGUGUGGUUGUUGUCGAUUUUGGACGCUUCCAAAUGCUUAAAAAUGAAUGCCACAAAAAAGAGCCACUAGUUGCGCGUGACAACACUGCUGCCAGUGAAACUACUUCAAAAUUGGGCAAAGAGAGUGAAGAUGAAGAUUUUAUGACGCCUUGCUCAACACCACCAGGCUCGGAAAUUAGCUUGAUUGAGUCGCCUACGCUACGACAGAAUUCUGUGGCGGUUGUCAAUACUGAUACUGGUUUGGAGAGUGCCUUUCAUAAGAAAAUUUACGAUAAAUACUUUAUAAAUCUAACAGAUCUGCAAGUAAUUGUUUGUAAAAAUCGCGAACGUAAUCACGCAUGCACAAAGCAUUCAUCGAAUUUUCAUUUACUUGAGAAAUUUAGUAUCUCGUUAGAGUUGGAACGACGGGUUAUCUAUACCACAGAUCCUGACUACCCAUCGUUAACUCUAUACGGCACACUACCAAAGAUUGUUGCGCAUGUUAAUGAACAGAAAUUGAACGAAUUUUUUAAGAUACUCUAUCCCAUAAUCUCCGAUAGAUUUGACGUUAAUGAAAUUAGAUAUGAUAAUGGAAACGCUAACAAUGAAAAGGAAGGUGGCGCGAAUGAAAAUGUUGAUGGAAAUGACAUUAGCAAUGAGCAUAAGGCAGAAAUAUCGCCGAAUUUUUUAAAUACCAACCUGAUGAUUGUACAGUUUGUUAUUGGACAGAUGGCACUGGAAGUGCAAUCGUUGGAGCGCAGCAUUGCCGAGCUGCAAGUGGUGGGUGUGCGAGCCGGGAUUACAAAGUGCCCAGAAGACACACACAUUAGUAUGUCAGUGCAUGGUUUGUUGUUAGUUGACGCUAUACAGUCAUUUGGUCCAGAUUUCGAGCUGCUUGUAGCAAGUCAUCGCCACGUGGGCAUGGAUAGCAUUUCGGGUAGUUUGAAACAAAGUAAACCCUGCUCUCCCAUGUCACCCGCUUCACCAGACCCUAUGCUGAGCACCGAACGUUGCACCAGUCCACAUACUUUAAACAGAGCAAUCAGUGCGCUUCAAAGUGGUCGCAAAUAUUUCGACAUGGAUUAUGAUGAAUCGCAGGCGCUGAUAAAUAUGGAUCUGAAUUUCAUUAAUGCCAAUGAUGAAAACGAUUCGCUACAAAUUGCAAAUAUUGCAUUCAACAACUUGGAUAUUAUUGCCAAUCAAGAAACCAUUGUUGAAUUGUUGGGUUUCGCAAAACGCCUACAUAGUACGCACGAAACGAUUUUCCACCGUCAUCAUAGUUCCGCUGCCGACACAUAUGCUCAGAACAAUAAUAAAAGGCCAAUUUCGGUCAAUUUACGCACAGAAAUCGGUUUUGAUUUUCAUCGAUUGAAUAUAUUAGUAUUACGUAGCAUAAAUAAAGGUGAUUUUUCUGUGGGUCGAAAGGUGGGCACACUAACAAUGAGUGAAGCCAAAAUACAAGCCACAUUUGGCGAAGAUAUAAGCGUAAUGGGCUCACUGGGGGGCGUGCAAAUCAUCGACAUCACACCGGAAGGUGUUAAUCAUCAGCGUAUAUUCUCCGUUGGCAAAGAUCCACUCACAAAUGAAGCGGAAUUUUACAAGCAUGAUCUGCUCCAUACUCUAACAAAUGAAUUGUACAAUGAUAAUUAUGCUGAUAAUCAAUUGAAUGCUUUGUCUUUCCAAAUUUAUUGUCAGAAGGAUUCUAUGCCCAAUUUGAAAAUACGCAUGGCUUCUGUGUGGUAUGUGCAUUGUCCGCGUUUCAUACAGGAAAUUAAUAUGUGCAUUUCACAAUUCAAACAUUAUCUCAAAAAUUUCGCCACAUCUAUACGGAAUAAAGCCAGCGAUAUGGCGAAAGAACUUGUGCAGCACAUACAAAAAACUAAAGAAACAGAGACUGAAAAAUUGCGUACAGCCGGUCAAAUAUCUAUCGAUGUAGUAUUAAAUACUCCCGUGUUGGUUUUGCCACGUUCUGGCGAUAGCUUAGAUGUUUUGGUUGCUAAUUUAGGUAAAAUAACAGCUUAUAAUACACAUGAAGAGAAUGAGAUCUCAAUAUCAAAAUCCACGGAUAACCUAUAUAUGUGGGCCAAAGAUAAUUACUUCAUAGAUAUAAGAAAUAUAAAUUUAUUCUCCUUGAAUACAUCAAAGCGUAAGGAGUUGGGAUUUUCAGCGCUACCGAAGGUCAAUGAGUUGUAUGAAUGCAAUACCGAUGCUGUGCCAAUACUACACGAUACAGCCAUGCUAUUCAAGCUGACAAAAUACACAACCAAAAACAAAACAGAGCAUCAAUGGACGUUGCACAAUAAAUUAAUCGUGGAGGGUAGCAUCACUCAAUGCUUGCAAGUCUCCUUAUCUCGCAGUCAAUACGAACAGGUACUCGAUACCCUAAACACAUAUUCAAAAUGGAAAGGCAAUGGCAACGCCGAUGAGUUUAUUGUAACGUCCAUCGAUCAACCGGACAGCGCGCCUAAGGACAAAGUUAGCGAAAACUAUGACAUUGAGGAGACUUUUGAAACAAAUUUAAGCUUCUCCGUGCCGAUAUUUCAAAUACACUUAAAAAAUAAAUUGAACAACUCACUGAUCGAUGUGACAUUUCGCGAUUUUGGUUUUCAAUUUAACCAACAAAAAGAUGUUACUAAUUUAGAAGUAUUGUUGCGCUCAAUCGUCAUGGAGGAUCUCAAAUGUACAAUGGAUUCGCGAUUUCGUAAUAUGGUCGAUUCGACGUCAACAGAAAAGGAGAUAAUUUAUAAGACUGAAAAAUGCGUAUCGUGUCCGAACCUCACGAACAUACAUUUACAACAAAAUGAGUCAUCACGUUCAAUGCCAUGUAAGCUAAAUUAUCCAACAUUUUUGGCUGCGGCUCAGACGCCUGCGAAGAAGGCUGUGAAUAGCAGUAAUACGUCUCGAUCGUCCGAUGAUAAGUUGGUAACGUACAAAUCGCAAACGCAUAUGAUAGUGGGCCUAGAUGGCAAACCAUUUAACCAAACUAAAAGUUCAAUCGAUUUUAAUUGUUUAAAUUUGACUAUAUCUGUGUGCAGAUGGUUCACGAUUUUUGAUUUUUUCGGCUUCGUAUCCACAUACGAAAAGAAGAAUUUAACACCAGCAAAAAGCGAACUUAACGAUGAAGAACCAAUUUCCUGGGGCGAACUGAAAGUUUCGGUGCGUUCGUUAAAUCUCAUAUUAGUACGCAACGAAGUCGAGUUCUCCAAAGCAAAUAUAUCACACGCACAUUUUAAAAUUUCAAGCAACAGAGAUAUCAAAUCGGUGGAAGGACGUCUCAAAUCUAUUUCGCUCUACGAUCUAACUUAUUAUGGAGAUUUGUAUCGCGAAAAGUUCUCAACAGCUGGUCCUGAGGCUUUAAGUUUUUCAUAUAAAAAACUUAAUGCGAUUGUUAAUUCAAAUCAACGUUCACUGGAAAUGAAUGCAAAAUUGCGCAUACAAAUGUCAUCAGUACGAUAUAUACAUACAAAGAGAUUUAUUAUGGAGAUUCAUUUAUUUUUAAAAGACUUAUUGGAGCUACAGUCGCCGGUCAUAAGGCGCAUGAAAAUGUCCGAAAGCCAAGCCGACAUCAAUUCGACACCAACCAAAAUUGGUCUGCGUUUGCACGCUGCUUCACCCAUUGUUUUACUGCCACUCAGCUACAAUAGCACACAGGUUAUAGUGGCCGAUCUGGGCGAGUUCACAUUAAAAAACUCAUUUCACUUUGCGAGCGAUGCGAACGUCGUCAGCAAGCGGCAAGAUGAGAAGGGCAUGGAUGAAAUACUGGAUGUCAUGCAUAUCGAUUUGGUCAAUAUGAAUCUAUUUUCAGGCGAACGCAUUUGGAAAACAAAUAAAACGCUGAACUAUAAUCCAAGUGAAUGUGUGAAUAUCGGCAAUUUCACAAUAUUGAAGUUGGGCAAUAAUCUCUUCAAAGAGACGUGUCAUCUGAAACUGCAAGUGGAGCGCAACAUCGACACGGCGGUCAGUCACAAUUGUCCGGAUAUAACGGUGAAAGGUGUGCUAACCAAAUUGAAUGGCAUUGUAAACCUGCAACAAUACAAAUUAUUACGUGGUUUUCUUAGCUACAAUUUGGGUGAAAUGAUUGACGAUGUGUACCUUAAUUACACGAAGAAUUUCCGCGAAUCAAUCGAUAGAUUGAACUCAAUCAGCGAAUCAUAUACUUCGUCUGAUGCAUUGGACCUGCUGACUUGGAAUACACUGUCCAUUAAUUUGCAAUUGGAAAAUGUUUCCGUGUCGUUGGUGGAGCAACAGAGUUACGACAAUGAAAUCAAACCGUUAGCUUGCGUAAAUUUCAUCAAAUCAUUUUUGCAAAUCGACUCCUUCAAUGAUGGUUCGCAAGACAUCGAUUUAGUAUCCAGCGAAGUGCUUGUGCUCGACUCGCGACCAGAACACAUCUCAAGAAAUGUAUUCCGACACAUUUUGAAACCAAAACGCGACAACCUCUCGAAGAAUGUCGUACAAGCAGAGAUACACAGUCGAAAACGCAAUAAUUCAUCGAAAUACAUUAUUUUAUUAAAUAAUAUGCGCAUCAUGGCCAUACUGGACUGCUUGGAAAGCAUAAAAAAGUUUCUUGAAGAAGAACCCACAAUAUCCACAUCGGUGACAUCCUCAUGGCGCAGCAAUAAAAUGUUAAAACAAACAUCAACGACGCACGAAGCCGAAAUGAAAACCGAUUCGGAAAUAAUUUUAAAUAUCACCGACUCCGAAUUGAUUUUCGUUGAGAAUGUUGAAUUGGCCGAUACGAAUGCAAUAAUUUUGAAAAACACCACCGUACUACAAUAUCGACCCAAUCAUCACACUUGUCCCGUUUCGAUUGAUGUUAACCACUUGGAGGUCUUCUCCUGCAUACUUGGCGCAGAAGAGCAAAGCGCGCUUUCCAUUAUCGAUCCAUUCUCGCUAAAUAUGGAAUUGAAAAACAAUUGUUUCCAUAUUAUCAUACACAAAGAACUCUCCAUACGUCUCUCGUAUACUGACGUGAAAUUAUUUUCGAAAAUGCUGCAGUCCAUACCCAAUCAAGCAAAGACCUCACACAAACUCAAUCGCGCUAAUUAUACGAACUACGAAGCGAUUGCCCCGUUAGUCAAAAUGGGCUUCAAAUCUAAAGAUUGCUUGGAAGCCAUGGAGGUCAACAACAAUAAUUUAAAUGAUGCUGCAAAUUGGUUGCUACAGCAGAAACAUGUGAAAACCGAUCAGGUUUAUCUCGAAAUGCACGAUCUGCUCAUCAGCGCCAGUUGCAUAUCGAUUUGUGUCAUUGAUGAUUGCAUGGAUGCGGAUGUGCCGCUGCUGGAGAUUGCGUUGUCCCAGUUGACCUUGGCUCAACGGUUGGACAAUGCUAAAUCACCGGUGGAUGCUGGUUACACUACGCCAUUGUAUCAAGAGGGGCGGCUAGAGGCGAUCUUUGCUAGCGAUUAUUAUAAUCGGCGUCUGAGUGGCUGGGAGCCAGUUGUGGAGCAGUGGGAAUGUUCGGCGCAUUGGCAAUACUCGAAAGUGAACGUAAUGAUACCACGCAUGUUGGUCAUGGAAGUGAGCAGCAAACAGCUACUCAAACUCAAUAUCACAUCAACCCUCGUAGAGCUCUGCGAUAUUGUGCGCAACAAUUGGAUUAAAGAUUAUUAUGGACAGGGUAAUAAUGCCGACUCGCUAAUGGGCUUUCGUCGUCGCUCGCCAUUUGUGCCCUUUGCUUUGAAGAAUCUCACCGGUGAGCCGUUACUCUUCAAGACCCUGUACUCCUCGCCAGGCGGUAUAACACGCACCGAGGUCAAUCAGCCGGAUAUUAUGUGCGAUUGGUUGGCGGUGCAACCGAAUGAAAUUCUACCUUUCGACUUUGGGCCACAAACUAAGCUUAGACAUAUGAAUUCGCACAAAUUGAAUACACAUCAGAUUUUGGUUCAAAUUCAAGGUUGGACCCUAAUAGGUCCAAUUUCGAUCGAUAAAGUAGGCAUAUUUUUUCGUUAUUCCACUCUAGAUAUGCAGUAUAAGAAACGUACACGCAUCGUAUUCGACAUUUCAAUGUUCGGUUCCGCGCAAAAAAUGAUAACAAUACGUUCAGCUUUGACGGUGGUGAAUCGUAUGAACGAAAGAAUUUUGCUGAAAAUGGAGGGCAAGCAUGAAGACAAUGUUGCACUAUCGGUGCUUCGAACGAGUGAGCAACUAAGUGUGCCACUACGUCUGGUGGACUCCCUUAUUUAUUUUCGUCCCUACUCACCGACCAAAUCGCCAGAGCAAUUGAUGGAAAACGCAUCCGAAGGUAGAACUGUAUUCGUAAGGAAAAACGCCAUUUCAACGCCAAGUAAUCGUUGCGAUGAAUACGAGUUUAGUACCUGCGGUGUUUCGUGGACUACAUGCGCCAAAGACUCUGUGAACGAACUCUUCACAUGUUACGGCAAGAGUAAUGCUGUCUUCUAUAUACUCAUCGAAAUACGGAAAGUGAAGUAUCCGAAUAGAGAUUUUAAUACACCGGGUCAUACGAUUACCCUCCUACCACCAUUGAAAUUGAAAAAUAUGCUUUCCUGUGAUUUGUUAUUCAAAAUAUCGGGUCAUAUUCAGGGUCGAAUCAAUUCAUCGGAUGUGGUAAAUAUACAUACGAUCAAUGCUUGCGACUCCUUCGUGCUGAGCAUCACUUUGGAUAAUUACAAGUUAUCUGGUCAGUUGAAAAUACCUAUGGGUCACACUGGUAUUGUGGAGCCAAAAUUGAAAUUGAUUGACUUACUGAAUCGUGAGCUUUAUUUACGCGUCUCAAUACAAUCGUUUCAAGGCAAAGGCAUGGAGAUAUUUAUCAGUGCUCCCAUUUGGAUUAUAAAUCGCACCGGUUUGCCGCUGGUGUAUAGACAAGAGGGCACAAAUCGUUUGGGUUCUGGUCAAUUCGAGGAACACGAGCAGGCGCGCAUUGUUUCACCAUUACUUUUUUCCUUCUCAGAUCAGGAAGGUUCACCAUCGCUGGAAAUACGGAUGGGCAAUAGUUAUGGCAAUAAUAAUCCGUGGUGCAAAAGCUUUAAUAUACACAAAGAAACUUUUCAACGGCAAUUGCGGGCUGAGAGGUACAAAGGCUGUUAUGCUAUAGGCAUAAACAUACGUAGGGGUCGUGGCUUAUAUUCAUGGACGACUUUCAUAAUUUUAUCACCUCGCUAUCAACUUUACAAUAAAUCCACAAGAAAAUUGGAGUUUUCGCAAAAAUGUGAUAUCAAAAAGCCGGACUCCGCCAACGCUGAGCACAUAAUAUCAGCACUGCCGGGAUGCAAUUUCCCCUUCCACUGGCCUAACUACGAACAAGAGCCGCUGUUGUGUGUGCGCAUAAGCGAUGUGAGUUUCUGUCAUUGGUCACAUGGCAUACCUAUCAACGAAGUACAUUCCAUAUAUAUUAACGUACGCAACGAUUUGGGUGAAAUGUUCUUUUUGCGCUUGGAAGUGAUUUCCAAAGGCGCUACAUACUUUUUCUUAUUCAGCGAUGCACACACCUUACCGCCACCCAUACGCAUCGAUAAUUAUUCAGAAAUCAUGAUACAUUUCUAUCAAUAUGCCUGUAAGCCACAUUGGCGUUCAACCGUACGACCUCAAUCCUCGCUAGCCUACGCUUUGGAUGAUCCCUUAGGUGCACACAUGCUGCAGAUUGAGGUGCCCGGAGGCAAUACAAUUGAAUUUCCACUCAAUAAGAUGGAAAACUCCACCAGCAUAACGUAUGCGAAUUUCAUUUAUAUCGCUUUUAAGGAGACAUUCGCCUACACAGAAAGCGAAAUGUCACAAUUGGGCAUUGAGGGGCAGCAACUUGUUGUAGCUGUGCGUGAUAAAAAGGUGAUUGUGGCGCAUAAGUGCACGGGUGAUCGUUCACAGCUAUGGCUGAUGAACUCCUUUGGUCAGUUGGAGCACGAAGGUUCUUCGCCACCAACUGAAUUUAGUCGAUACAGUGAAUCGCCUGGUUAUCGUAUGGUCUUGGAUGUGGAAACGGCGCUCAAUCCGAAUGAUUUUACAAAUUUGGUCAUUAGACCGCCGAAUAAGCAACGAGUAACCACGCAGCGAUGGCGCUUUGAAAAUGGACGACUAAUGUGUCAUAGUAAUAUGUGUGUGCAGGUCCGAAACGGCGUUUUUGGCUUACGUCCGGGAUCGGAAGUUGUGCUCGGACGUAUACAAACGAGUCCACGUGUCGCCAGCAGUGAUAUUAUUCCAUUUGAGCAAAGUAUUGAAAUACAGAAAUUACGUCCUGGUUCUGGACACUUAGAAAUAAUAAGCAAGAUGGAUGGACCCAUUCGAACAGUACAAGUACACGAUGUUAAAGUGAAGCCAGAGGAUGUCACUCUCACACCCGAUCCGAAUUGGAAUCAUGCAUCGAUUAGCAGUCGCAUGACAGUGGAUGAACACAAAGACAAUAUGUUCGAUGAAAUUUCAAUCAAAGUCGAUUUACAUAAGGGUUUGGGUAUUUCGAUGGUAACGUGUCAACCUGUCGAGGAACUAGCCUUUAUCACCUUAGAAACAAUUUCGAUUGAUGUGCAUUCAACACGUUUUAUCAAAUCGUUGGAGUUUAGAGUGGCCGAUUUGCAAAUCGACAAUCAACUAUUGGAUACCUCUUGUCCUGUCUUAUUACAUACUAUACGCACAAACGAUGAUGACAAUUUACACAGUAACGCUUUAAUUUUAAAAGCAAAACUCUUGCCAAGUCCCAAUAAGAAUGCUAUAAUAUUCGAGUAUCUUUCCUUUGAUAUAAAUCCUUGUGUGUUGAUUCUGGAAGAACGACUAAUUUUAAAGACGGCCUACUUUUGUGGCGUGGGCAAAUUGGAUAAGUAUAAAACGAAUAAGGCAUAUGAUCAUGAUUUGCAAAAUAUCGAAGAAAUAUCGCUAUCAACAAAUCCACGGAGAUUUUACUUUGAAUCGCUUAAUCUGGGAUCAAGUCAGGUACGUGUCUCUGUAUUUACGGCAUCCAAAUUAACGCCAGAACUAUUCGAAACGAAGAAAUCGCUUGGAUUGACUUUGGUCAAAUUCGAGGAUGCACUUAUAGAAUUCGACAAGUUUUCUGAUAAGCAUCAUUUUGAGCCAUUAGAGGUAUAUCUUAAAGCAAUCAAAAGCCACUUUGUCAGCCAGAUAAAGCGACAUGCGGCUUCGAUAUUAGGUAGUGUCGACUUUCUUGGGAAUCCGCUUGGUUUUGCCAACGAUCUUUCCGAAGGUGUGUCUGGCCUAAUAUUUGAGGGUUCUGUAAAGAGUCUGGUAAAGAAUGUGACACAUGGAAUUUCCAAUUCAACAGCUAAAUUAACGGAAACAUUAUCGGAUAGUUUGGGUCGCGUUGUGCUCGAUGAACACGACAAUGAAACACGUCAACGCAUACUGGAGAUACAGUCGAAUACCUCUGGUAAUCAUCUGGCGGCGGGACUAAAAGGACUCGGCUUCGGUUUGCUUGGUGGCGUGACAAGUAUUGUGCGGCACACAUAUACUGGCGUGCAAUCGGACGGUUUUCCCGGCUUGCUGAGUGGCCUCGGUAGAGGACUGGUCGGCACCGUAACGAAACCCAUAAUUGGUGUGCUCGAUUUGGCAUCGGAAACAGCGAGCGCUGUACGUGAGACGAGCAAAACAUCGGGACGGAUGCUGCCCGAUCGUAAACGUUUGCCACGCUGUGUCACUGGUGCACCGGGUGGUCUUCUACCAGCCUACUCGUAUCGACAGGCGAAGGGCCAACAAUAUUUGUAUAUAAUAAAUCGUAGAAACUUCGCAGAGAAACUCAUGUCUUAUGAACCUAAUUUGUGCAAUGAUAAAGACGCUAAACUACGCCUAUUAGUCACCACUGAAUUCAUACGUAUAUUUUCACGUUGCGAUGAAGAUCCAACGAUUAUGUUUGAGUGUCACCUGAGCGAAGUGCUCUCCUGUCAUCCGCUGACUACAAAUGUAGUGAACUCAGGGGCGCCGGGUAGUAGCAAGCAUGCACCUAGCUUCUAUAUAGAGAUAUCCACCAAUCUGCCGAAAAUCACACGACCUCGUGUUAAAUGUCAAACAGAGGAAGAGGCGGAGCGUGCAGCACGCUGUAUUAACUAUGCUAAAAGUGUGUUUGAUGAGCGCGAACAAUCUGUGCCCAGUGAAUAACAGCGGUUCAUCAUUGCUAGUGCUUAUAUUUAGUACAUAAAGGGUUUUGUAGAUUUAAGUGUUGAUACUGAUAUUUAAUUUAAUUUAUGUAUAUAUGUAUGUAUGAUGUAAUUUGUAUUAACGAAAAAGUAUUUAAGUUUAGUAAAUAAUGGUGGACAUCAUAAAAUAAAUUCAACUCCAAAAUAAAAUUUAACCUUAAA